ACACUUCAAUGUAAUUGUUUAUAAUAAAUUUAAAUAAAUAGAAAUAAUCAAUACAAUCGUAAAAAAUAAUAAAUAAUAAAAAUGGAUUUCGAGGAAGAUAUCGAAAAGAUAUUAUUGUCACGUGAAACUGAAGAGGCAUUUUUUAAGAGGUUAUGUUCUCAUACAAGUAAUUUUCGUUCUGAACUAUUAGAAUAUACAAACAAACGACUUGAUAUACAUAAUGAACAAAAAAUGAAUCAUGAAAUAAAUAAAAAUGUAAAAGAACAAUUGGACGAUGAUUUAAGAAACUUAGAAUCUUCACUUGAAAAAUACUUAUUACAACAAAAAGUAUUAAACAAACAAAUUUCAGCAGGAAAAGAAUCUGAAGAAAAUUUAAAAAAAGAUAUUGAAGAAUUAAAAAUUAAAAAAGAAGAAUAUGCAUUAAAUAUGGUUGAUUUAGAAAGAGAAUUGGAAGAGAAUAAAAAAUCAAUGAAAAAAGAACAUAAUGCAAUUAAUAUGGCAAAUGGAAUUUACAAAGAACAUUUAAAUAUUUAUAUUGACUUUGAAGAAAUUGAUGAUCAUGAUAAUUUAAAAAUUACAUUUUUUUAUGAUAAAAAUCAAGACAAGGAUAGUUAUUACAUUGAGUGUUCAAAUUAUGAUUCAACUUGGAAAAUUUUUAAUAUUAAACCUUCACUCAAAGAAGAACAUCUUAGAGAAAUUCAAUUAGAUUUUAAUGCUGAUUAUGAUAUCCAUGACAUGACAGCAUUUUUAUGUAAAAUAAGAUAUAUUUUUUUAAAAAAUUACGACUGUAAAAGAAGCUUACACAACGAAAAAAAAGUAUAAUAAAAAAAUAAAGUAUA
Molecule: messenger RNA, 839 nt
Organism: Aphidius gifuensis
Lineage: Eukaryota; Metazoa; Arthropoda; Insecta; Hymenoptera; Braconidae
Product: GRIP and coiled-coil domain-containing protein 2-like
Exons: 4
Coding region: 82-822 (246 amino acids)
Biological process (GO): chromosome segregation
Cellular component (GO): Ndc80 complex
Source: RefSeq, a predicted model, not a curated record